Formica exsecta is the source of this 3796-nucleotide messenger RNA. Its product is annotated as nose resistant to fluoxetine protein 6-like. Gene Ontology annotation, molecular function: acyltransferase activity, transferring groups other than amino-acyl groups. The transcript is spliced from 13 exons. The record is from RefSeq and is a predicted model, not a curated record. The coding region runs from base 398 to 2806 and encodes 802 amino acids. NCBI's taxonomy places the organism in Eukaryota, Metazoa, Arthropoda, Insecta, Hymenoptera, Formicidae.
UAUAAAGGAACUUUCUAUAAUUAUUGUCUCUUUUACGGCAUUAAAGUCGGUUUAUUCGCUAAACCGUUGCAAUCUCGAGAGCGAAUUUGCACGUGUGCUUGUGUGCUCGUUAAAAUCAGCAGCACGAACAAGCGUGAUUCCCCGAAUUCUGCAUACCGAAUCGGCAUUUCUCGCAUUCGCAUAUCUCUUCAAGUAUGCUCGAGAAUUCAAUUGAGUAAACACUCAUUACAACGGCAUUACUCUCGGAGGAAUUCAUCGAGUGUUAAGAUGACGGUAUCCGGAGAACUUAAUGACGGAAAUCGAUGAGCUCGAUCUCCUAAAAUCUAGUCGAUCGUUUUUUUUCUAAAGCGCAAGUGGAUUUUGCACGGUAACAUCUCUAAUAAUAAACGAAGGUAAAAUGGCACAUCCAUCGAGUUACCUUCUCGUGAUCCUACUUGUCGCCUGCGCGAUACUCGCGGAGAAGGAAUCGAACAUCCUCAAACUAAGCAAACCGCAGAAAUUUGCUUCAAUCGGGACGAAGAUGUCAAACUUUAAUACAACGGAGUACGCGAACGAGAAGAAUGAAUCUAGGAAGCCUUUAAUUGCCUUCAGCAAAAAUAAUCCGGAACUAGAUUGGAAAAACUACUUGAAAAUGUUCGACAGGAGCGAGGAGGAGCAUCGGGAUCUCGACAUCGAUUUCAUGAAGGAGAAACUUGAAAAAACAGCUAACAGUAUACAGUGGCUUGCCGAUCUUUACGAUCCUCUUAGGUGGGCCAGAGUGCCUGGGAAACUUCAGGACGAGUGUCGAAGGGAUAUGGAAAGGUUCCUCGGCGCGCUGAGAAACGGGAAAAUCUGGGCCGCGAAGAUGUCGGACGCGAGCGGCCGCUAUUCCUCGCAAUUCCAUUUUGGUAACGGCUUCUGGUUGGGCUCGAGCACCCUUUGCAAGGAGCUCAAUGUCACCAACGGAAAAAGCGUAACAGACGACAACGAGCAGCCACCUUUUCCUCUCAAAUUCCACGUUGCGAGGCUUUAUUUAAAUCUCCCGAAGGAAGUCGAUUUUUCGACACGUCAGGUGUUUUUGGGUCUCUGCCUGCCAGGUACAUGCGACCGCGCAUCCCUGACCUCGAUGCUAAGGGCCAGCGCUGAUAGAGUCGAACGCGAGGGCAAUUCGACCUAUCGAUCGAGCGGCCCGAAGAUUCACAUUGUUACGGUGAAGCCCGUGCCAUCUAGCAAUUACUGCGCCUGGCAGGAUCCCAAAUUUUACGUGCUCUCAGCCAUUGGCGGCGCGAUAUUGAUGUUGAUGAUCUGCGCAACCGUGUAUGAAUAUAGAUCAUUUUCCCCGAUGGGGGACAUCGAGUCAUCGAGCGUGUCGAAUAACAAUGACAAGACCAACGAUUUUGUGGAUAAGAAUCUGAAUCAAGACCGCAGGAUCUCAAUGGGACAGGAGAACGGUCAGGAGCUGAUCGAAAAGGGGACGAAGCAUCCGCAAAAAGAGAACCCUAUUCAGGGGAAAAAUGAAGGCGAAGGAUUCUGGCUGAGAUGCUUGCUCGCGUUCAGCCCCACCGUCAACGGAAGUAAGAUCGUUAGCACCGAUCCUGCGGCCAAGGAUAGUUUAACUUGUCUUCACGGUCUUCGGGUAUUCUCGUUGGGAUGGGUCGUCAUGGUGCACACGUAUCUCCAAGUUUUUUCCAUCGCGGAGAACAAGACACUGCGAACAGUCACGGAGAGGAAUUUCAUGUUCCAGACCAUCAGCAACGCAACAUUCUCCGUAGAUACUUUCUUUUUUAUCAGCGGUUUAUUGGUGACUAUACUCUUCUAUCGAUCACUGGGUAAUCUGAAUACGGAAAAGGGCAACUUCUUGAAGACAAGUUCCACCAAAUUCGUUAUCAUGAUUCUGUAUCGAUUUGUCAGAUUGACACCGGCUUAUCUCUUUGUGUUGGGAAUAAACGAGAUCGCCAUAAAGCACGCUCAGGCGAAGACAGUCUUUUCACCUGUUAUUAUCGAUCAUCUAACCUGUGAGAAAUUCUGGUGGCGAAAUGCGCUUUAUUUGAACUCGCUAUAUCCGCGCACGGAAAUGUGUAUGCUGUGGAGCUGGUAUAUGGCCAACGACACGCAAUUCUACGUCCUUGGGAUACUUCUUCUUUUGCUCUCCGUGAAAUAUUUCAAGACCGGGGUCGUUAUCGUUUUUCUUUUGAUCGCCUCUUCAUGUUUCACUACGUUCUCCGUAGCCUACAGCAACGAUUACAUAGCCAGGAUCCAGGAGCCAUUUGCCCUUUUCGAUGAGCUCUACGACAAACCCUGGUUAAGAGCGGGCCCGUAUUUUGUCGGCACAAUCACUGGAUAUAUCCUCUUUAAAACGAAAUGUCAAUUAAAGUUACCUACGGGUGCAGAGUUAAUCGGCUGGGUAUUAUCCGCAAUGAUUAUGUUUUCGGUGGUAUAUGGACUGUAUCCCGGAAAUUUGACGGUAAUGGUGAGCUCCAUAUAUGCGGCCUUGGCUCACACCGCGUGGGCGAUGGCCGUGGCUUUUAUCGUGAUCCAAUGUUGCACAGGAUCGGCACGAAUGAUUGACAGUUUACUCUCGCUAAGACUAAUGUAUCCGCUCUCGAGACUCACAUAUUGCACCUAUCUAGUGCAUCCUGUUAUUAUGAUGAUCACGAGUACACAAAUGGAUGGGCCGUUACAUCUUCACAAUGGGAUCGUCCUCAUCGUCUAUUUCGGUAACUUGGUAGCCUCGUACCUGCUGUCAUUCUGUAUUUCCCUAGCCUUCGAGGCACCAGUGGUAAACUUAUUGAAAAUAGCAUUCACCUCGCAGAAGAGGGUGAGAUAAAAUGCGAUCGUUUGCUUGAUAAAAGGACAAAUGCGAUUGUUUAACGCGGUAAGGGAUGUUGUUCCGAAUUUCAAGCUCAACUGGAAGAUGAAUUAUUGACUACUUCUUUGGAACGUAUUCAUGACUAUAAAUUGAGGAUAUUCGAUAGUUUUUAAUAAUAAUAUCAUACAUGAAAAGUCUCUCGGUGACAAUUCAUCUCGUGAAACAAUCUUAAAUCCCCUUAAAGUUUCUCUCCUAACAGAAAUUACUCAUAAAUCAAUUUACUGUUAUUAAUGAGUGAAGAAGGGACAACAAAAUACUAAACAGCUUUUCCAAAUGUGGCAAUCAAUCAUCGCAGAAAUAAAACAAUACAGUCAAUGUAAAAAGAUUAAUUAAAAAUAACUGAGAAAUAUAAUUCUCUCAGUUUUGCAGGAAUUUCUCGAUUUUAUGAUUGCAGUCUUUUGCAGAAACGAUACGAUAGAAUUGAAAUAGCUGAAUACGCAAAUUCUCUCCAAAUCUUGAUACGGGAUUACGAUUAUGAAUUAAACAGUACGAUUCUGAUAAUGCGAGUAUCGUUUAUUUACAUAAUAGAUAGGAAGACAUUCUCCGUGCCCAGCAAAGCGUAAAUCGUUGGUUAUGGAAUAUAAAGUCACGUAAGCUAAGAAAUUAUUUUUUCGCGCCGUACAUAUCUACACGAAUCUUUCGUGUCGAGGAAAAAUCUAGCCAUAAAUAUAUAUGAGGUAAUGUAUAAUAUGAAGAACGCUCAAGUGUGCAACACGUUGGAGAUACAUUGUAAUAUGUAUCGAUCUUUUGUAAUUUCUUGUGUGAAUAAAAAAUAAAGAAAGGCUGACUAUGGCAACAUUCAAACUGAACAAUACUUUUAUCGUACAAUUGUCAGUGUAUAAUCGAACAAUGUAUAAUAUAUGCAAUAAUAAAUUCAAUCGGGAGAACAGCGUGAAAAGAAGCAUGUGUGACAUUCAUCAUUUUAGAAUGUAUGCAAAUCAUGCAACA